AUGCCCCGCAGCCCCCCUGCUCUGACCCUCCGGCUGAGAGGUCAGCCGGGAGCAGGACAUGCGGUUGGGAUGCCGUGUCCUGGCCUUGCCGUGGGCUUCGCCGUGACUUUGGGCAAGUCUCGGGACCCCUCAGCUGUGGCAGUGGCUGGGCUCUCCGCGGGUGGCUCAGUUGGGCUGUCGUGGGGCUUGUGCCCGAGAGCAGCUGAGCAGAGGGGCUUCAGGGGACAAAGGCUGCGGGCAGAGGAGAGGGAGAAGGGGCAAGAAAAGGGAGAAGAGCCCGUGGAGGCCACAGAUGAUGCCUUUUGGGACCAGUUCUGGGCAGACACAGCCACUUCAGUGCAGGAUGUCUUUGCCCUUGUACCAGCUGCAGAGAUCCGAGCGGUGAGAGAAGAGUCGCCUUCCAACUUGGCAACUUUGUGCUAUAAGGCUGUGGAGAAGCUGGUGCAGGGAGCAGAGAGCGGCUGCCACACGGAGAAGGAGAGACAAAUCGUUUUGAACUGCUGCCGACUCCUCACCCGUAUCCUGCCUUACAUCUUUGAGGACCCAGACUGGAGAGGCUUCUUCUGGUCAACUGUCCCUGGGGCUGGCCGAGGAGGGGGAGAUGAAGAUGAUGAAAAUGCUCGGCCACUGGCUGAGUCAUUGCUCCUUGCUGUCACUGAUCUGCUCUUCUGCCCCGACUUCACUGUGCAGAGCCACCGGAGGAGCACGGUGGACACAGCAGAAGAUAUCCACUCCAUUGACAGCUGUGAGUACAUCUGGGAGGCAGGAGUGGGCUUUGCCCACUCUCCACAGCCUAACUACAUCCAUGACUUGAAUAGGACAGAGCUGCUGAAGCUGCUGCUGACCUGUUUCUCCGAGGCCAUGUACCUGCCUCCCUCCUCAGACAGCAGCAACACCAACCCCUGGGUACAGUUUUUCUGCUCUACGGAAAACAGACAUGCACUCCCACUCUUCACCUCUCUCCUGAACAUUGUCUGUGCCUACGACCCGGUGGGUUACGGGAUUCCCUACAACCACCUGCUCUUCUCUGACUACCGCGAGCCUCUGGUGGAGGAGGCGGCCCAGGUGCUGAUUGUCACUUUGGACUAUGACAGCUCCACCAGUUCAAGUCCCACCGUGGAUGGCACGACCACUGGCACAGCCAUGGAUGAUGUGGAUCCUCCUGGACCAGACAAUCUGUUUGUGAAUUACCUCUCAAGGAUACACCGAGAGGAGGAUUUCCAGUUCAUCCUGAAAGGAGUGGCUCGCUUGUUAUCAAACCCGCUGGUCCAGACCUACCUGCCAAACUCUGCCAAGAAGAUCCAAUUCCAUCAGGAACUCCUCGUCCUCUUCUGGAAACUCUGUGACUUCAACAAGAAAUUCCUAUUCUUUGUGCUGAAGAGUAGCGACGUUCUGGACAUUCUUGUCCCAAUCUUGUACUUUCUCAAUGAUGCCAGAGCAGACCAGUCACGAGUGGGCUUGAUGCACAUUGGGGUCUUUAUCCUGCUGCUUCUCAGUGGGGAGCGUAACUUUGGGGUUCGCCUGAACAAGCCGUAUUCUGUCCGAGUGCCUAUGGAUAUCCCUGUCUUCACAGGGACACAUGCAGAUCUGCUCAUCAUAGUCUUUCACAAGAUCAUCACGAGCGGGCACCAGCGGCUGCAGCCUCUCUUCGACUGCCUGCUCACCAUUGUAGUGAACGUGUCUCCAUACCUGAAGUCUCUCUCCAUGGUGGCUGCUAACAAGUUACUGCAUCUCCUGGAGGCUUUUUCCACCACCUGGUUCCUGUUCUCUGCUGUCCAGAACCACCACCUCGUUUUCUUCUUGCUGGAAGUUUUCAACAACAUCAUUCAGUACCAGUUUGAUGGUAAGAAAGAGGCAUCACACUCCCGGCGGGAUCGAAGGCGUCUCUCUAGUGCAUCCUCCAGUGCACAGUGGACUCCAACUCCUGACUGGGUGAUGUCUUGGAAGUCAAAGCUUCCCCUGCAGACAAUCAUGCGGCUCUUACAGGUGCUGGUCCCUCAGGUGGAGAAGAUCUGCAUUGACAAGGGUCUCACGGAUGAGUCGGAGAUCCUCAAGUUCCUGCAGCACGGCACCCUGGUGGGGCUGCUGCCGGUGCCUCACCCCAUCCUCAUCCGCAAGUACCAGGCCAACUCGGGCACUGCCAUGUGGUUCCGCACCUACAUGUGGGGAGUUAUUUAUUUGAGGAAUGUGGAUCCCCCAAUCUGGUAUGACACAGAUGUGAAGCUGUUUGAAAUUCAACGGGUCUAAGAGAGCACUUACCUCUACUGAGAGAAAUACACUGGAUCUAAGGACUGCGGUGUGCUGCUUCAUCACAGCUAUUCCUGCAUUUCACAUUCAGCUGAGAGACCAAAAGGACAAUCACUUCAUUUACCUCCCUGUCAUUUAAAGCUUUAAUUGGGACUUGCUUGGACAUCCCUCCCCCCAGCUCACUUCUCUUCCCUCACCCUUCACCACGAACCUUGAGUGAAAGAUACCUAAGGGAUUGUCCAUUGUUGUGGUUGCACUAGAAAUCAGACUGUUCUUAGCUCCUCUGUUACUCUUUUGCUUCUGGAUGUGGUUUGGAGACCAAUCUGACCCUGUCCUUGCCCUGGUGAGAGUCAGCAUUUAAUUGAAAAAGACUAGCUGUAUACUGGGUGCAAGGGAGAAGCUGCUAUUCCUGCAGGAGACAGGUUUUGGAAACUGCAGUUACUUUCAUGUGGCUCCACAAAGUUUCCAGGGCAUCCCUUCUUGGCUGCAGGUGUCUCCCUGGUGUCUCAGUUGUAUAUAGGGAAGUCCUUCCCAUCCAAAGGAAAGGAGAUGAUGUUGAAGGAAAACUCUGUGUCUCAGUUCCGAAUCUCUCUACUCCUUUCCUGGAAAGCUGCUUGAAGGGGUUUUCACUGGUGUGACUGAGAAGUUUUUCCUUGGCUUCCAGGCCCAGCAGCCUGUCCUUGAUGGUGGGCUGUUGCAGGGGAGCAUGUCUGGCUUUGGAAAGCCCUCCUUAAUCCAUGUGAGCACACAGGGAGGAAGGGACUGGCUCAGUGAGAGCAAGGAGAGGAGACCUGACUGUUAAACUCUUUAAGUCUUCUCCUGUUGACUGAAAGGACACUGUCACCUGGGUUUGAAAGGAACCAUAUCCUUCCAUCUUUGCCUGGCAGGCUGAUACAAUGCAGGAGCAGAAGGGUCUUUUGCACACUACUGUCUAAGGCAGGGGUUUGAGGGAGGCACUCAGGGAAGUUGUAGGAGGAAUUUGGAAGUUGUAGGAGGAAAAGCAUCUCCAUGUCAGUAGGGAGUGGGGAGUGCUGAGGCAGAGUUGAAUUCUUCAGGGCAUUUUGCUAGUGACCAAGUUAUUGGAUCUUGAAUGUAUUGGGUCCCAAGCAUCCCAAGUGAAGUCUGGGAAGCCAGAAGGAGAAUUGGUGGGAGACCCACUGUUGUUGGAUUGGUUCAGUAAUGUGGGGUUACACAUUGGUGAGUGGAGACAUCCUGGCUUUUGAGUCAAAUUUUAUAUUCUGCUGGGAGGGGAUGCUGUCUUAGACCUGUGUGGUCUUUAGACAGUGAAAAAUGAGAGGUGCUGUCAUGAACUGAGACCUUUCUCACCAAGCAUAGUCCUUGGUGCUCUGGUAUUCAGGCUCUUGGGAGGAUCAUUAGCCAUGAACUGUUUGCCACAGCUUAGAACCAGUGCCAUUACUGCAAGGAAGCAGGUCCCUCAUGUUAAAGUGUGUCACACACUCUGUGACCUUUAAGCCUGGUCUAAGCUUUGAAGCUGGAGUGGUAACAGUGUGACCAUCCUCUCCCAGACUGCCAGCUCCCAAGGGUCUGCAGCCAGGUGGUUUCCUCCCUUGGGCACUGAAAGGGGAUAGAGUUCUAGGCCAGUAGAAAGCUGAAGUAAAACCCAAACGAUUUUCUGAAGGAUAAGAAAUAUGCGACAUAGAGAGAGGUUAUUCCCCCACCUGCCUCCCAUCUCCAACCCACUUUGCCACCCAGCACUACUCCCAUCCUGACCCCACCUCUGUUCAGGUGUAAACAGGGUGAGGUCUCUGUUUUACUUGGAAAAUCUCUCGUCUAUAAGAAUGUGAUUUGGUGGGGCCAGUCUCUGAUUGUAUGGCACUCACACCUCACAGCUGGAAUGGGGCAUCCCGUGUCCCACGUGCUUGCCUCUUCCCUCCCAUGGAUCUGCUGGUUCUCACGAUCUCUUCCAUCCUCUCUUUUCUGCUUUGUUUCUUUGUGAGUUCCUCUGGAAGCCUUUUUGUUUGUUUCUUGGUGUUUGGAGUCUGAUCCUUGUUCUGUGGAAAUCAACUUGCACUGUAAACUCUUUGCUUUACUUAUGGAGAGAAAGAUAAAGAUUAACUGAAACAUG
Messenger RNA from Manacus vitellinus (golden-collared manakin), 4333 nucleotides. RefSeq names its product HID1 domain containing (gene HID1). Bases 1 to 2247 code for a protein of 748 amino acids. Gene Ontology annotation, cellular component: Golgi medial cisterna; membrane; Golgi trans cisterna. The transcript has 18 exons. NCBI's taxonomy places the organism in Eukaryota, Metazoa, Chordata, Aves, Passeriformes, Pipridae. The record is from RefSeq and is a predicted model, not a curated record.